Messenger RNA from Neomonachus schauinslandi (Hawaiian monk seal), 1634 nucleotides. RefSeq names its product glycine C-acetyltransferase (gene GCAT). Bases 86 to 1462 code for a protein of 458 amino acids. Gene Ontology annotation, biological process: L-threonine catabolic process; biosynthetic process. Gene Ontology annotation, molecular function: glycine C-acetyltransferase activity; pyridoxal phosphate binding. The record is from RefSeq and is a predicted model, not a curated record. Lineage: Eukaryota; Metazoa; Chordata; Mammalia; Carnivora; Phocidae. The transcript is spliced from 9 exons.
CCCCCGCCCGGCCACGGGACCGGGCGCUGGCCGCCGUGCGCACAGCCGCUGGGCCGGCCUGAGCGCUCGGGUGACGGGGGGCACCAUGUGGGCCGGUCGUGUGCUCCACGCUGCUCUGUCCGCAGCCCCCCGCGGCCGCCGCGCGCAGUCGGCGCUGACCCAGCUGCGUGGCGUCCUGGAGGAAGAGCUGGAAGCGAUCCGCGGGGCUGGCACCUGGAAGAGCGAGCGGGUCAUUACGUCCCGUCAGGGGCCGCGCAUCCACGUGGACGGCGUCUCCGGAGGUAACUCCCCGCUCCCGGGAGUUGUCGGACCUGGCCGGCCCUUUCCUGCCCUGAGCUGCUGUGUCCAUACCGCCCUCUACCUCAGGAAUCCUUCUUCUUUUUUUUUUUUCAUCUCAGGAAUCCUUAACUUCUGUGCCAACAACUACCUGGGCCUGAGCAGCCACCCCGAGGUGAUCCAGGCAGGUCUGCAGGCCCUGGAGGAGUUUGGAGCCGGCCUUAGUUCUACCCGCUUCAUCUGUGGGACCCAGACCAUCCACAAGGAUCUAGAAGCAAAGAUAGCCCGCUUCCACCAGCGGGAGGAUGCCAUCCUGUAUCCUAGCUGUUUUGAUGCCAAUGCUGGCCUCUUUGAGGCCCUGCUGACCCCACAGGAUGCAGUCCUGUCCGAUGAGCUGAACCAUGCCUCCAUCAUCGACGGCAUCCGUCUGUGCAAGGCCCAUAAGUACCGCUAUCGCCACCUGGACAUGACUGACUUGGAGGCCAAGCUGCAGGAGGCCCAGAAGCAUCGACUGCGCCUGGUGGCCACUGAUGGGGCCUUUUCCAUGGAUGGCGACAUCGCGCCCCUGCGGGAGAUCUGCCACCUUGCCUCUCGAUAUGGUGCCCUGGUCUUUGUGGAUGAAUGCCAUGCUACUGGCUUCCUGGGGGCUACAGGACGGGGCACGGAUGAGCUACUGGGUGUGAUGGACCAGGUCACCGUCAUCAACUCCACACUGGGGAAGGCACUGGGUGGAGCCUCAGGGGGCUACACGACGGGGCCCGGGCCUCUGGUGUCCCUGCUACGGCAGCGCUCCCGGCCCUACCUCUUCUCCAACAGCCUGCCACCUGCUGUCGCUGGCUGUGCCUCCAAGGCCCUGGACCUGCUCACGGAGAGCAAUGCCAUCAUCCAGACCAUGGCAGCCAAGACCCAGCGUUUCCGCAGUAAGAUGGAGGCUGCUGGCUUCACCAUCUUGGGAGCCAGUCACCCUAUCUGCCCUGUGAUGCUGGGUGAUGCUCGGCUGGCUUCUUGCAUGGCAGAUGACAUGCUAAAGAGAGGCAUCUUUGUCAUCGGGUUCAGCUAUCCAGUGGUCCCCAAGGGCAAGGCCCGGAUCCGGGUGCAGAUCUCAGCAGUGCACAGUGAGGAGGACAUCGACCGCUGUGUGGAGGCCUUCGUGGAGGUGGGGCGUCUGCAUGGGGCACUACCCUGACCUGGCUGGUGAGAAGCAGAGCCAAGGUCCCCCUCCCUCCACAUUGACAAAAGGGCCCUUUCGUCAGCCCAGGCCAGAGACUCUGAGCCCUGUCAAAGUCCUGGGGCUGGGCUGGGGCAAGGCCUGUGUUUGUGGUUGAGAGUGUCAAGCAAUAGGUGUGGAAACGGGCUGA